CACCCCCGCCCCCAAUCUCCUCCUCUUUUUCUCACUACAAGCGGUUGCUGCUGCUGAAGCCGAGCGUCACUUCGGCUCCCACGGCAGACAUGGCGACAUUGACAGUGGUCCAGCCGCUCACUCUGGACAGAGAUGUUGCCAGAGCCAUUGAAUUACUGGAAAAACUACAGGAAUCUGGAGAAGUACCAGUGCACAAGCUUCAGUCCCUUAAAAAAGUGCUUCAGAAACAUGCCUUUGUGAUUCAUCCACACUGCUGCAAUGUAUAUCAAUAUAUGCAUGAAACGAUAACUGUUAAUGGCUGCCCCGAAUUCCGUGCCAGGGCCACAGCAAAGGCAACAGUUGCAGCUUUUGCUGCUAGUGAAGGCCACUCUCACCCUCGGGUAGUCGAACUGCCAAAGACUGAUGAAGGCCUUGGUUUUAACGUGAUGGGAGGAAAGGAGCAAAAUUCCCCCAUUUAUAUCUCUCGCAUCAUUCCUGGAGGGGUGGCCGAAAGACACGGAGGCCUCAAAAGAGGAGACCAGCUGCUGUCAGUGAACGGAGUGAGUGUGGAAGGUGAACACCAUGAGAAGGCCGUGGAACUCCUCAAGGCUGCUAAGGACAGCGUCAAGCUGGUGGUGCGAUACACCCCGAAAGUCCUGGAAGAAAUGGAGGCUCGUUUUGAAAAGCUGCGGACAGCCCGGCGUCGACAGCAGCAGCAGCUGCUAAUUCAGCAGCAGCAACAGCAGCAGCAGCAACAAACGCAGCAAAACCACAUGUCAUAGGUCCUUGAAGAAAAGCUACUUGAUCAAACAUCUGGUAGUCACAAAUUCGAAACCGUGCUUCUGAAUCCCAGCACACAAUCAAAAGAAAAGACAACGCUGAUAAUUAUACCUGUCAAGAAGCUGUGAACACGUGGUGUAUAAAUUCUUUACCAAGGCAACUCAACACCUUCUUUCUCCGAGGCUGCACCCCCGCCGCUCACCGCUCUUCACACACACAGACCUUCCAUUCACUGCAGUGGGAAUUCUCUGUGUGUCAAUGGAGAGGCUUUCCAGGCUGCAGACUGAAACAGUGUAAGAUUGAAGUCCAUGACUUUCAGAUAAAUCACCAGGGCCGGGAUUAAGUGAAUCUUGGAUCUACAGCUUUUUCAGAGAUUAACAAAUCCCUCAUUAGGCUGUAGUUCAAACUGCAUCAGUUCAAUAUUGUCUCCACCUAAACCUACACAUUGCCCCUCACCCUGACCUGUUUCAUAUCCAUAUUGCUGAGUUGUCAGAAUUAGAAAUUCAGUUACUUGCAAAUUCAAUGUCCUUUCCCUUCUUGAAAACAAGUAAUUAUACUAUAUUUAUACUCUUUUACAGGUUCUUAAAGCAAUUGGCUUUUUAUUUUCUGUUUCCAUGAAUUUUAUUAUGCAUUAAUAGAGUGGGGCAAUAUAGCUCAAUUUUAGUUUGCUUGAAGCAAGGAUAGAGAAGUCUAGUACUGUAUUUUUUUUAAUUUAAGUAUUGCUUGUAUCUAUUAUUACUUCUAACAGAAUAUAAUAUAUAUUUAUUCCACAAAAUAUAUAUUAUCAGAGUGUAUUUGUUUCCAACUUAAGCUUUUUCUUACCAAGUGUUAUGAAUCUGGUAAGAGAAUAAUUAGGAAAGGACCUAGCUUCAUGGACUGAUCUUCAUAUGAUAUUUAUAUAUAACCCUGCUCUCAAUAUUUUUUGUUUUAUAUUUUUGAUUGACACACUCUAGAGAAAUCUGAGCUCUUUCCACUUACACUGAUGUUCUGUCCUAGAAGUCUAUUUGAUAUUUUAAAGCUUACGGUUAAAAAAAAAUUAUAAUGUGUGCAUAUGUAUACAAAUAUGUAUGUGAUACAAAGUUUAGAUCAGUUUUCCAAAAGGAUAUUUUUGGCAGUCUAAGGUCCAAAGUAUUAUCCCUUUUAAAAUUAGGCAUAUGUAAACCAGUGAUAUUAAUAUUGUGAAUGAAAAGAUACUGUUGCUGCUAGAAGAUAAAGAUGCCUACUUCAUUACACAGAUUCAUGCAGGUAAAUAGACAAUGAGCUAAUCUUUCAGGAAGGAUCAUUCACUGGGACAUGAUCUGUUAAAGCCACAUAUGCAGAUCAUAACUUUUGACUUACGGUAAAUCUAGGCAUGUAAGUCUGAUUUUACUCUGUGGAAUGAAUAGGAAGCAAUAAUUAUCCGUGCACUUAAAUUAAAUACCUAAAGCACACAAGCAUACCUGAAAAAAGGAUAAAUUUCUAAUUUACACUUGCAACAUACUAGAUAGAUCAUUAAAACUGAGGCGAGUAUUUGAAUAUUCUUUUUUUCUCAAAUGCCAAAAUUGAUUUCCCAAGAUGCAAUAAAUUUAACAUUGCAGAUAGUCCUCCAAAUUAAAAAUUUACAAAGCUCAGUUUAGGAACUGUUCCCUUGAAAAUAAAAUAAAACUAAUCAGAAUUACCCAUCACAUUUUACUUUGCCCUGUCCAGUGGUAUUGCCAAUGCCAAGUUCUGCCUACUCUUCAUAGUCCAUCACCCAACAGAGAAUGAACAGCAAGGAGACUAGGAGGCAUGCCAAUUUCAACAAAGUUCUGCUGUGGUAACAGAGUCUCACCCUUGAAAACUUGUUUUUUACUAGAUAGAACCAGGGGGUAGGGCAAGGGUGAGGACCCUGACUGUACGGCAAGCAUAGGUUUACAGAAGAGGAAAGCAUGACUAAAGGAAACAAAUGGAGACUGCUUACGUAUAUUCAGUUUAUAAGAGGUAGUUCUCAUUUUUAUAAGAAAAAUUUAAUAAAACAUAUAUUUUAGUUAUCAUUUAACAAAGAAAUAUUUAAGUUAUUCAGGCGAUGCCACAGAUUCUCAGACAGGGAGAUCGUUGAACCCUUGUGAUGAGAAAAUGGUCAUUUCAACACAUUUUAAUGCAUUGUAUAAAUUUGGAGCUUAAGGUGAGUAUGUUUUUAUUUAGCUCUGUUUGGUUAAUGUUAAAUUAUCAUGUAUACACAUCGAUAUUAUAAAUAUUGUCAUGGGAUUACAGAAAAAUUAUCAAAUGAGCAGAUACCUUAUAUUUGUGUUUUCUAGAAGUCUUUGUAUUUUUAUGCUUCAUUUGCAUAAUUUUAAGUGCUAACAAAUGCACGCGAGGCCAUUUGUCACCAUGAAAGGACAACCCAUUAACAGCUAAGGCAUCUAAGGACAAGAUUACAUGUCACAGUGGUCCUAUAUACAAGUGACCAGUCAGAUGGUCAGUUUUCUUCAGUGAAACCGUGUGUUAAAAUGUCUCCCCCUAAAGUUUUAAUCAAAAAUAACCAUUCCAAAGACUUAGAGAGGAUCCCUGUGGUUCUCUAGCUCCCCUGAAUCUAGAGGUAACAGAAACAAUUACCACUACUUGUUUUAGUGCUCUUUAUUAUUAAUGAUUACGUUAGAACUACUGACGUGCCCAAAAUCACAUUAAAAACACAUGAAUUGCUCUUACAUGAAGCUCAAUCUUUAACAUAAUAAACAAACUAGAUAUUAAAAGGUAUGGGGGAAAAUCAGUUGUGACUAUUUAGUGAUCCUCGUGAAUUUUUUUCUUUCUUUUGGUCAAGCUGGUGGCCUGAUUUUUCUAAACUCUUUGCUCCUGUGAUUUUGAAGGCAGAUACACAUACCAGAACCUUUUCAUUGGGCAUUUGUACUUUGAUUCUGGUACCAUUUGAAAUAGAAAUAGAAGAUCCUUGGGGAGUUAAUGAGCUUAUAUUGCAAUUGACUUUGAAAAGAAUAACAGACUUUGGUCAGUGCUUCAUCAUAUACUCAAUAGGAGAUUCUCUAUGUGAAUUACCACUAUUUUGUAAGACAGUGCUAAGAACUAAGUACAAAAUCUAGCAUUAAGGGGCUUCAAGGUUGUCUCCAAAAAACUUGCCUGGAGAUUAAUUGCACCAAUUUACAAAUGCAGUUUUCAACAAAUCAAAACAGAUCUGACCUCAGUUUAUUUUACUUAGCUGUGCCUCUAGGACUCCAAGAUGUAAUAUUUUGUCAACAUUUUAAACCUCUAUAGAUACUUGUGGAUAUGUGAAUAAUGCCUGAAUUUCUUCUAGCUAGUUUCUGUUUAUCAUACCCAGCCUGUUAGGCCAGCUUUAGACAGCAUUGUGAAGUAGAAGUCUAUGCUCUAAAGGUUCAGAAGGCAGCAUAAGGCAAGAUCUCCCCAAACUUGUGAUAUUCCUACCCAUCUUGACCCUCUCUAGAACACAAACUAAAUGAGAAAGGGCUGUGGCUGUCUUGUGGACUGUUGUAUCCUUUUCUCCUGAUAUAAUGUCUGGCACAGUGCAGGCAGUCAGUAUUUGUUAAUGAAUGACUGAGUGACAGAACAGGUGAAUACACAAAUAAAUUUGCCUUCAGAUAACUUGAAUAUUUUACCAACUUACACUAAUUGGGACUAUAAUUCCUGAAUGUUAUAGUGAGAACUAGAAUUGACUCCUUACAAAUACUUUCUAGAUAUAUAAGUUUGGAAUCAAUUACUUCGAAGGCUUCAAGGGUUUGAGGACAUUUAGAUAGGAAUAAUGUUUCAGGAAUCUAAAAGCUUUACAAUGAAUAAAACUCAAACUUUCUAGUUCUUUAUGAUGCUCCUUGGCAAGGAUAAUCCAAACAUGGGAGUCCAUUAAUCAGUUUUAUAAACUAUAUUUUUAUUGUUAAAAAAUAAAGCAAGUCACAUCAUCAAGCAUAUUAUUAUCUCCUUCAAUAUGUAUUAACAACUUUUUUCUAAGGAGUUUAUAAUAAUUGGAGUUACCAUCUCUAAAUCUUGUCUUGCUUUCAAAAGAUCACUCCCAUAUUUGACUCCUAGAAAGUACCUAAGCUUAAGAUUAAUGACAUCAUUAUUAAAACUUCUCCAUGUGUGUAUUCAUUUAACAAAUAUUAUUGUUUACCUAAUAUGUGCUAGGUUCUGGAAAUAAAUGGCAAACAAGACAGAGCGCCCUCAUGGAGCUCAGUCUGAGGACCUCCUCAUCACCACUCUAGCCAUAAGUAGAGUUUCCUGUUUAUCAGGUCCCUUGGUCCCUUUUCACAGCUGAUAAAGGAAAUAAAAUCCCUAACCCCAUGGAAAUCAUGAAGACUCCAUGCACAUAUUUAUGGUCUUGCUUUUCUAAACACCACUCAAAAAUGCUGCUCACUUUCUCCACACACCAUAGUUACACCCCAGUGAGGUCUGUAAGUAAUAAUUUACUCAUAACUAAUAUUUAGCUCUUUCUAGGUUCUACUAUGCUCAGUACUUUAAAAGACUAUCAUCGAAUCCCUUCAAAACUGUACGUAGUAAGUUCCAUUUUAUAGACAAGAAAACUGAAGCACUGAUAUAUAUGUGACUUGUUCAAGGUCACACAGCUAACAGGUGGAACGAGGAUUUGAACCCAUGCACUAACACAAGAGCUCAUGUCAAAACCAUCCUCUGUAGCUUGGGGAACAGCAUUACAUUAAAAUAAAUGAGUCACUGUAUAUAAAAGUACUUUGAAACUAUAGUAUACAAAAAGAUAUUUGUAAAGUAUUAAUGGUCAAAAAACCACAUCAGUGGCAGAAACAGGAUGCAAUCUAUGUUGCAGCUUUCUCUCAUGAAGAACACUUCAAGCCAGAGAUGUGGAUGAAAGUACAGAUCCAUAAAUUUUCUGACAUAUAAACAUUUUGAUGACUUUUCAGAAUUACUUGUAAGCCACUGUGUCUAUUUGGUGCUACAAAAAAAUAAAUAAAAAAAAACAAACCUGAAAGAAACAACCCCUUGCUGUAAGGGCUUAUAGUAAAUACACAGUGUGGAGAAGAACCAAGGAUAUUUCACAUUUAUGCGGAAAAAUUGGGCAGUAGUACUAUUUUCUCAUCGUUGCAUGUGAUUGUCUUUCCAAUUGUGUUUAUUAUUUUUCUGAAAGAGCUGCAAAAUUGUGCAGUGGUUCAACCUGACCAAAGUGGUAUUAUGCUGCUGGGAAAGUAAAAAUAUUAAACACCA
Pteronotus mesoamericanus is the source of this 5910-nucleotide messenger RNA. RefSeq names its product lin-7 homolog A, crumbs cell polarity complex component (gene LIN7A). The record is from RefSeq and is a predicted model, not a curated record. Gene Ontology annotation, molecular function: L27 domain binding. Gene Ontology annotation, biological process: neurotransmitter secretion; maintenance of epithelial cell apical/basal polarity; protein localization to basolateral plasma membrane. NCBI's taxonomy places the organism in Eukaryota, Metazoa, Chordata, Mammalia, Chiroptera, Mormoopidae. Bases 90 to 761 code for a protein of 223 amino acids. The transcript has 7 exons. Gene Ontology annotation, cellular component: basolateral plasma membrane; synapse; MPP7-DLG1-LIN7 complex.